AUGGCUUUUAAUUUUGACAGUGGACAGUUCAAUAGAGAAUCUACCCCAAAACGUCUCGGCAACUGGCAAGUACCGCGUUGGGCACCAACGAGAGCGCGGCCCCUCGAAAUGCGGCCUGAUCCAAAACCAAUUUGCGACUUAAAUGGACACUUCUUGCCCGGUGCUCCCCGGGGGACGUCGAGGUGUUUCGGACAUUAUACCGGCACAUGGGACUUGCCGAAGAAAAUUACGAGGAAAGUCGCCGAAGAGUUGGCGAAGGAGCCACCGGCUGGUAGAUUCCCAGAUUGGAUUAAUCUUCGAGUUCAGAGGCCUAAAGUUAUAAGCAAGGCGAAAACGCGCGUGCGCGGUUCAAAGGCGAAAGAAACUACAGAUGCCGAGGAACAGUCGUUUAAACCCAAGCAAUGCCCACUACACGCACGCAGGCCUAAGCACUCGCAGAAAAAAUAA
Molecule: messenger RNA, 447 nt
Organism: Pieris macdunnoughi
Lineage: Eukaryota; Metazoa; Arthropoda; Insecta; Lepidoptera; Pieridae
Source: the annotation of a GenBank genome assembly